GCCGGCCAGUUGACUGCUCUAAAUUCACCCAAUCUUGGCCCGAGCUGUCAGCAGAGUGGGCAGGGUAUUCUGGAAGUCAACAUGGUGGGACAGGUUCCUCCUCUCACAGCCCCGCCCCGGCCUAUCCGGCCCAGCAGAGGUCCCGCCUGUCCGGGGAGAGGGAGCUCCACUGCCGCUGAGGCUCUGACAGACGGCCGGGCAGACAAACUGACCUAGGAGACUAGCCAGGCGCAGGCGCUGGCUGCCGGAGCAUACAGGUGGAAGCCAGGAACUGGGCUCUAGACUCCAGCCAGACUGAGGUCUGUCGUCCUUGACACUGGCCACCACUGGGGACACCAUGAGCCAGUCAGCGUCCAUGAGCUGCUGCCCAGGAGCUGCCAACGGCAGCCUUGGCCGGUCUGAUGGUAUGCCCAAGAUGAGCGCAAAGGACUUGUUUGAGCAGAGGAAGAAGUACUCCAACUCUAACGUCAUCAUGCAUGAGACGUCGCAGUACCAUGUCCAGCACCUGGCCACAUUCAUCAUGGACAAGAGCGAGGCUAUUGCCUCAGUGGAUGAUGCCAUCCGGAAGCUGGUGCAGCUGAGCUCCAAGGAAAAGGUCUGGGCCCAGGAAGUGCUGCUGCAGGUGAACGACAAGUCACUGCGACUGCUGGACGUGGAGUCUCAGGAGGAGCUGGAGAACUUCCCGCUACCCACCGUGCAGCACAGCCAGACCGUGCUAAACCAGCUCCGCUACUCCUCCGUGCUGCUGCUCGUGUGCCAGGACUCGGACCAGAGCAAGCCAGACAUCCACUUCUUCCACUGUGAUGAGGUGGAGGCGGAGCUGGUGCAGGAGGACAUUGAGAGUGCCCUGGCUGACCACCGACUGGGGAAGAAGAUACGGCCACAGACCCUAAAGGGACACCAGGAGAAGAUCCGUCAGCGGCAGUCUAUCCUGCCUCCUCCUCAGAGCCCGGCCCCCAUUCCCUUCCAGAGACAGGCUGGAGAUUCCCCUCAGGCCAAGAACCGUGUGGGCCUGCCAUUGCCAGUGCCAUUCAGUGAGCCAGGUUAUCGCCGCAGGGAAUCCCAGGAUGAGGAGCCACGGGCCGUGCUGGCUCGGAGAAUAGAAAAGGAAACGCAAAUCCUCAACUGUGCCCUGGACGACAUCGAAUGGUUUGUGGCCCGGCUACAGAAGGCGGCUGAGGCUUUCAAGCAAUUGAGCCAGCGGAAGAAGGGGAAGAAGAAGGGCAAGAAGGCGCCAGCAGAGGGCGUCCUCACGCUUCGAGCCCGGCCCCCGUCAGAAGGAGAGUUUGUGGACUGUUUCCAGAAAACCAAGCUAGCCAUCAACUUGCUGGCGAAGCUGCAAAAGCAUAUCCAAAACCCCAGUGCAGCUGAGCUGGUGCACUUCCUCUUUGGGCCUCUGGAUCUGAUUGUCAACACCUGUGGCGGCCCAGACAUUGCGCGCUCUGUCUCCAGUCCUCUGCUGUCCACUGAAGCUGUGAGCUUCCUGCGUGGCCACCUGGUCCCCAAAGAGAUGACACUGUGGGAAUCAUUGGGGGAGACCUGGAUGAGGCCUCGCUCUGAGUGGCCCCGGGAGCCACAGGUGCCACUUUAUGUACCCAAGUUCCACAGCGGCUGGGAACCACCCCUGGACGUCCUACAGGAGGCUCCCUGGGAAGUGGAGGGACUAGCAUCUGUGCCCAGUGACCAGCUGACCCCUGCGAGGCAAGUGUCUGUACGGCACUCCCCGAAGCACAGCCUCUCUUCUGAGACCCCGGUCCCAGAAGACAUUGUACCGCCAGGCAGCGCCCCACAUACUAACAGGGGCUACCAGCCGACACCAGCCAUGGCCAAGUAUGUGAAGAUCCUCUAUGACUUCACAGCACGCAACGCCAAUGAGCUGUCCGUGCUCAAGGAUGAGGUCCUAGAGGUGCUGGAGGAUGGCCGGCAGUGGUGGAAACUGCGAAAUCGCAGUGGCCAGGCUGGCUACGUGCCCUGCAACAUCCUGGCUGAGGCGCGGCAGGAAGACGUGGGUGCCCCCUUGGAACAGUCUGGCCAGAAAUACUGGGGUCCUGCCAGUCCCACCCACAAAGUGCCCCCAAUUUUCGCAGGGAACAAAGAAGAGCUAAUCCACCAUAUGGACGAGGUCAAUGAGGAGCUCAUGAAAAAGAUCAGCCACAUCAAGGCACAGCCGCAGCGCCACUUCCGCGUGGAGCGCAGCCAGCCAGUGCACCUGCCGCUUACCUUCCAGUCAGGUCCCGACGAGGUCCGAGCCUGGCUGGAAGCCAAGGCCUUCAGUGGCAGGAUCGUGGAGAACCUGGGAAUCUUGACCGGGCCCCAGCUCUUCUCCCUCAACAAGGAGGAGCUGAAAAAGGUGUGCGGGGAAGAGGGCAGUCGCGUGUACAGCCAGCUCAUGGUUCAGAAGGCCUUCCUAGAGCAAAGUGGGUCGGAGCUGGAGGUGCUUAUGAACAAGAUUCAUACCAAGAACCAGAGGAGGGCGGAGGACAGCUAGACCAACCAGCAAACUUCGCCAGAGGCAGAGGGGAGGCUGCAUCUGUCGCAGGCCCAACCCUAAUGUAUGAUGGAGUAUUAUUUUUAUAUGUGUAUUAUUUUAUACCAAGGACACAGAUGGGCUGGGUGUAGCUGGGUCACCUGUCUCCAGGCAGGGUACUGUGCACAGGCCCAGCUACACUUGCGGGUGGCUCCUUUGCCACCCCAGCCCCAGCCCCAACCCAUACUCUCCUCUCCAAACCAGCCUCAGCCAAACCUGUAUCUGGCAGUGCCAGUCCCCGCCCCCCAACCUGCUGCCAAGGCCCCAGCACUCUGCAGGUGGACAAGGCCUCUUUCCCUGGCCUUCCUCGUGCACAUGGAGGCUCCUGUCCCUUAUGAUGCUGGGCCCCAACUCCACACAACUCCCUUGUGUUGCUUGCUUCUACAUCCUCCUGCCCCUGCAUCCACUGUGCACGAACUGCAGGAUGGGCCUGAGCUCCCAGCUGGCCAGCUUGAUGACCUUGCCCACUCCCUUGCCCACGCUGCUAGCACCCCAAGAACAGCCUGGUCAGGGGCUCCGGGACAGGAGGCCUUGGGUGCCCUGCUGGUAUAGAGUAUGUUGUAUUCUUUACUCUUUCAUGAUCUAAGCAUGGACUAGACAUAGGUACUGACUUCAGAUGUCCUAUCCCACCUAAACAGCCCGGGUCAACAACUGUCUCUGCUGGCUGUGUCCGCCAGCCUUCGUGCUGGUGGCUGGUGAGUUUCCCAGCACUGGCUGGAGACUCAGAACCACAGAUGAGAGUGGGGACUCCACAGCUAUGUCAAUAAACCAGUUGUCUCCUAGCAACUUACAUGUCUGUCUCUUGGCGUAGCAGUGCUCUGUCCUUAGUCUUCAAACUGACUCCUCUUCUUCCUCCUCUUUUUCUUCUGAGAUAGUACAUUGGCCUUGAACUUUGAGCCAUCCCCCCACAGCCUCCUGUGCUGGGAUUCCUCGUGUGUAUCACCUAGCUUGGCCAUGCCCCUUCAAAGAGCUGUCCAGCAGAAAGCAGCCCGUUCACAGGUGGUGCUGUGGUCAUGCCAGGGGACAUCUCUCACCUCCACACCCAUCCAAAAUAGCCCUAGGGAUAUUUCUGGGAGAGACUCCAGAGGGUGUCUAGAUGGCCUGAAGCCUUCCAUCAGCUGGCUUUCAAGGAGCCCAUUCUGAAUAGAAGCGAAGUCCAACAGACCCGGGAGCAUGAGCCAGAGGGGAGGUAGAGGCACAGUUUAGAGAUGAGGGGGAUGUCAAAAGAGGGCUUGGGCCUGAAAGACCCCACUGACAAGUUAUCAGGGGGCACUUCAAAGGCACCUGCCUAACCGGCCAGAGACUCACCUUUGGAGCAGGCCUUUGGUGCCAUCUGCUGGCUACUGUUUAUGCAUCUCGGGUGAGGGCUAGAUACCUUGCACCUGGUUUGGGUGGGGACUGUCUUGCAUUCUAAUAUUGCAGGCGAACCAAAUCCUGGUGAGGGUCAUCUGAGUCCUCAAUGUACUGUGCAGAGUGAGCUGCACAGACUCUGUUCUUCAGCUAAUCCACCACCCAGCCAGGCUUGGCCCCCAGCUCUCAGACCCUCCAGCCUCCCAGCUCAGACAAGUCCAUGGCCCAGUCUUUCCAACAGUCUUCGCUCCAAGAUGGUAAGGGGUCUCCAGAUCCUGUAUCUGCCUCCUCAGCUAGCUCUACUUCCACCUCCCUGAGGCACCUCUUCUCAGACACUUAAUGCUGCGGCCAGAGAGCUGAAGAGGCCCCAGACCAAUAAAGCAGUCUCCCCUAUCCCAGAAGCUGCCAGAUCCUCACUCCCAUGUGCGCUGGCCCCAACUGGACAGUAGGCUCAGGCUGCUGGGUUCUCAGGAGUUGUCCCUGCUUCUCUCAAGGGCCUUUCACCACCUCUAGAACCUUUAAAACAGAGAGAGCUAGGUGUGGUGGCACACACCAUUAAUCUCAGUAAUUAGGAAAUAGAGGCAGGAGGAUUUCUGAUCUACACAGCAAGUUCCA
Peromyscus californicus insignis is the source of this 4492-nucleotide messenger RNA. It is a transcript of the gene Eps8l2, whose product is annotated as EPS8 like 2. NCBI's taxonomy places the organism in Eukaryota, Metazoa, Chordata, Mammalia, Rodentia, Cricetidae. Gene Ontology annotation, cellular component: plasma membrane; vesicle; ruffle membrane. The record is from RefSeq and is a predicted model, not a curated record. Gene Ontology annotation, molecular function: actin binding. The transcript has 22 exons. The coding region runs from base 338 to 2488 and encodes 716 amino acids. Gene Ontology annotation, biological process: regulation of Rho protein signal transduction; Rho protein signal transduction; positive regulation of ruffle assembly.